CAUAGCAUGCUUCAUGGAAGUUGUGUAAAACACACACGAGGCCUACAGUGGAAUACGGACGACACACGCCGCAUUAAAAUGGAGGGAGACGUGGCGUUUGUGGCGGCCGAUCCGACGCUGUCGCGGAUCCUCUGCUGCGAAUGCGGCACGCCCAUCGAGCCCAACCCCACCAGCAUGUGCGUGGCCUGCCUGCGGACCCACGUGGACAUCACGGAUGGCAUCCCCAAGCAGGCCGUACUCUACUUCUGCAAGAGCUGCGAGCGCUACCUGCAGCCGCCCGACUCGUGGGUCAAGUGCGCGCUGGAGACCCGCGAGCUGCUGGCGCUGUGUCUGAAGAAGCUGAAGGGCCUGUCACAGGUGCGUCUGGUGGACGCGGCGUUCGUGUGGACCGAGCCGCACUCGCGCCGGAUCAAGGUGAAGCUGACGAUCCAGAAGGAGGUGAUGAACGGCACCAUCCUCCAGCAGGUGUUCAUCGUCGAGUUUGUCGUCAACACACAGAUGUGCGGUGACUGCCACCGCGCCGAGGCCAAGGACUUCUGGAAGGCGCAAGUGCAGCUGCGCAUGAAGGGCCAGAACAAAAAGACUUUCUACUACCUGGAGCAGUUGAUACUGAAACACAAAAUGCACGAACAGACAGUGAAUAUAAAGCCGGUGCACGAGGGGCUCGACUUUAUGUUCGCGAACGAGGCGCAGGCGCGCAAGUUUGUCUCGUUCGUGGAGUCGGUGGUGCCGUGCCGGACGCAGACCUCCAAGAAGCUCAUCUCGCACGACGUGCGCAACAACACGUACAACUACAAGUUCACGCUGAGCGUGGAGCUGGUGCCCGUGUGCAAGGACACGGUGGUGUGUUUGCCGCGCCGGCUGGCCCACCAGAUGGGCGGCAUCGGCCAGCUGUGCGUGGUGUUCCGGGUGGCCAACGUGGUGUGUCUGAUCGACCCGAGCACCGGCCAGGUGGCAGAGGUGUCGGGCGCUCAGUACUGGCGGCAGCCGUUCGGCGCUGUCGGCGGGCCGCGCCAGCUCACGGAGUUCGUGGUGAUGGACUGCGAGGUGCAGCGCGGCGGCGAGCGGCGCACGUUCGCCGGCCAGGGGGCGCUCAGCACGCGCCACCAGGUGGCCGAUGUGUGGGUGGUGCGCAGCAGCCAGCUGGGCCAGGAGGACGCCGCCAUCCACACGCGCUCCCACCUCGGACACCUGCUCAAACCGGGCGACCUGGUGCUCGGCCUCGACCUCAAGAACAGCAACGUCAACAACGACCACCUGGAGGCGAUGUCCGAGGAGAAGCUGCCCGACGUGCUGCUGGUGAAGAAGGUGUUCGCGGACCCGGCGGCGCGCCACCGCCGCCGCCGCUGGAAGCUCAAACACCUGCGCGACGACGCCGAGACGGGCAGCCAGGACCGCGACUACGCCGAGUUCCUCGAGGACCUGGAGGAGGACCCGAGUGUGCGCGGCAACGUCAAUAUCUACCGCGACGCCACCAAGGUGGCCGUGGACCUGGACGACGAGGGCGGCUACGAGGGUCCCCAGGUGACCCUGCAGGAAAUGCUGGAGGACCUGCAGCUGGGCGAGGACGCCACCGGCGGCGAGGGUGCCGACAUGAUGGAGUAGCUCCCCGGAGAAGCUCCCCGUGGGGGAGCGGCCCCCGGAGACGCGAGGGAACAUUGGCCGCCUGGUUCACCGGUGGGUGAAUGGGGAAGGGGUCCACGGUGCCGAGAGCGCCACCCUGACGAGUUGUGUGCGUUUGGAGAAGGCUUUAUGAAAUAGUUGGACGAAAAGAACUAUAUUUGACGGUGAAUUAUCGCGCGCGUCAAUCUGUCGUCAAACACUAGGCACAGUCUUCCCAAAGGGUUCCUUUGGAGACUGAUGAUAUGUGCAGUCGUGAGCUCUAUGCCUGAGGUCGUUAUUUUUCUUAUCGCCGCAGCUGCUGACUUUACAAAGGUUUGUUACAGUUUUCAGUUUUCACACUGACCUUACAUGAUGUCCAACAAAAAAGUGCCCUUAUCAGGAUCUUUCCUCCACUGAAAUUAUAAGGAGUACUUUUGGAUUGUUAUGUCCACAGACUUGUUUACACUUGUGUGUGCUAUAUCCUAUGCCAUUUGUAUUUUGAAAUAUUUAAUUUCGAAUGUAAGCAGAAACUUUGAUCAAUUUCUAGUUGGGCUAGGUCGCGAAUGCAAGCGCACAAUACACGGCAAAUACAACGUAA
This is a messenger RNA of Amphibalanus amphitrite, 2200 nucleotides long. RefSeq names its product 60S ribosomal export protein NMD3-like (gene Nmd3). The transcript is spliced from 2 exons. Gene Ontology annotation, molecular function: ribosomal large subunit binding. NCBI's taxonomy places the organism in Eukaryota, Metazoa, Arthropoda, Thecostraca, Balanomorpha, Balanidae. The coding region runs from base 7 to 1605 and encodes 532 amino acids. Gene Ontology annotation, biological process: ribosomal large subunit export from nucleus. Gene Ontology annotation, cellular component: nucleus; cytoplasm. The record is from RefSeq and is a predicted model, not a curated record.